Messenger RNA from Durio zibethinus, 3060 nucleotides. Its product is annotated as nuclear poly(A) polymerase 4-like. Gene Ontology annotation, biological process: RNA 3'-end processing. Gene Ontology annotation, cellular component: nucleus. Gene Ontology annotation, molecular function: poly(A) RNA polymerase activity; RNA binding. NCBI's taxonomy places the organism in Eukaryota, Viridiplantae, Streptophyta, Magnoliopsida, Malvales, Malvaceae. The record is from RefSeq and is a predicted model, not a curated record.
AAUCUUCAUAUUCCUUUUAUACCCAAACAUAAAAUCCAAAUCCCAUCCGAAAUAGGAGAAUAAAAAAAAAAAGAUAUCUUGAUAUUAUAAAAGAACCGAUUUUCCUUUUCCUUUUUGUUUAAAAAUCCCCCCAAUAACAAAAAUUAACCCUUCAGCCGCUGCCGCCUCUGGACCUUUCCAAAGUCUCAAUCUCCUCCUCCUUCUCCUCCUUCCUUAGAUUUUUUUUCUAUUUUGAAACUUUUCUUGUUUUGCAAUUUUGCCUUCAAUUUUUCCAUUUGUUUAGGUUUUUUUUGUCCGUUCUUUGAUUUGCUUGAUCGAAGUUUUUUUUUUUUUUGUUAUUCUUCCAACGCUAGAGUUUUCGUUGCUGAGCCGUUCAAAUUUCAAUUGAAACUGCUCUUAUUUUUUUCCAUUAAAAAAUUAGGGUUUUUUUUUUGGCGCUGAACGGAUAUAUAUAAUAUAGAGAGAGAUGGUGAGUUCUAAGGGAUUGAGUGGUUCGCCGCCGUAUGUAGCCGCGCCAGUGAAGCAGUACGGUGUAACAAAGCCGAUAUCAAUGGCAGGUCCUACCGAAGCGGAUAUACAAAGAAGCCGUGAUUUGGAAAAGUUUUUGGCAGAAGCUGGCCUUUAUGAGAGGAAAGAAGAAGCUGCAAAGAGAGAAGAAGUACUCUGUCGAAUUCAAGAGAUUGUAACUGACUGGGUGAAGCAACUUACUCGUUUGAGGGGUUACACAGAUCAGAUAGUUGAAGAUGCAAAUGCUGUCAUUUUUACUUUUGGAUCUUAUCGACUUGGGGUUCAUGGACCUGGCUCUGACAUUGACACUUUAUGUGUGGGACCAUCCUAUGUUAACCGGGAGGAAGAUUUCUUCUUUAUACUGCACAACAUCCUGGCAGAAAGGGAAGAAGUUACAGAGUUACAGCCAGUUCCAGAUGCUCAUGUCCCUGUAAUGAAAUUUAAGUUUGAUGGGAUACCAAUCGACCUUCUUUAUGCUAGCAUCUCUCAUUUGGUUGUGGCUCAAGAUCUUGACAUCUCUGAUAUGUCAGUAUUGUGCAAUGUUGAUGAGCCUACUGUUCGAAGUCUUAAUGGCUGCAGGGUUGCAGAUCAAAUUCUGAAAUUGGUUCCAAACAUUGAGCAUUUUCGCACGACACUCCGAUGUCUAAAGUUCUGGGCUAAAAGACGUGGUGUUUAUUCCAAUGUGACUGGAUUUCUUGGGGGUGUAAACUGGGCUCUUCUUGUAGCUCGAGUUUGCCAACUUUAUCCUAAUGCAGUUCCUAGUAUGCUUGUUUCACGAUUUUUUAGGGUCUAUACCCAGUGGCGUUGGCCAAACCCAGUUAUGCUUUGUGCAAUUGAAGAAGACGAACUUGGGUUUUCUGUAUGGGAUCCUCGUAAAAAUCCUCGUGAUAGGACUCAUCACAUGCCAAUUAUUACACCUGCCUAUCCAUGCAUGAAUUCUAGCUAUAAUGUGUCCACAAGCACCCUUCGAGUCAUGAUGGAGCAGUUCCAAUAUGGUAACAACAUUUGUGAGAAAAUUGAACUGAAUAAAGCAAAGUGGAGUGCCCUGUUUGAGCCUUAUUUGUUCUUCGAAAGCUACAAAAACUAUCUGCAAGUCGACAUUGUUGCUGCUGAUGCUGAUGAUUUGCGUGCUUGGAAAGGCUGGGUGGAAUCUCGGCUAAGGCAGCUGACUUUGAUGAUUGAGCGAGACACUUAUGGAAAGUUGCAGUGCCAUCCUUAUCCUCAUGAAUACGUAGAUGCAUCUAAGCCAUGUGCCCAUUGUGCAUUCUUUAUGGGUUUACAAAGGAAAGAGGGGGAAAAAAUUCAGGAAGGUCAGCAGUUUGAUAUACGUGGGUCAGUUGAUGAAUUCCGGCUUUCAAUAAACAUGUACAUGUUUUGGAAACCUGGGAUGGAAAUCUAUGUAUCGCAUGUCCGUAGAAAGCAGCUUCCGGCUUAUGUUUUCCCAAAUGGCUAUAAACAUCCUUGGAAUCUGCGGCUUACUCCCUGCCAGCAGUCUGAUAAACUGUUGCAUGACAAUGGUGUUGCAUGUCAAACUGAAUCUGGUGCAAAAUGCCUUAAGAGGAAAACAGAUUCUAAUGGAGAAAAUAGUGAGGAAAGUAGGCUGGAGAAACGGCAAAGUCCUACUAGGAGUGAAUCAGUUUCUCCUGAGAUUAUUAGUUGUAAGCUAAGCAGCACAUCUUCAGGUUGUUCUACAUCAGAUCUAGAUGAAAUGAAUGGACUUACCGAAGGGAAUGCUUCAUAUAAUUCUAGCAAUAUCAGCUCUUGCUCACGUGAGGAUAUUGGCAAUGAAUCUACAGCAGGUAGCAGUGAAGUGAGCAAUGGAGUUGAUGAUAACCCAGCAUCUUCUCAGAGUGAUUUGUGUGACGAUUCAAAAUCUUCUCUGGAGGAUGAACAUGCUGAUCAGAACAGAGUAUUUCAAGACAGAUUGCUGCAUGAGUUAAAGCCAAAUACUGCGAUUGGUGUGGUUCGUAAGUCUAUGAAUGGAGUUGUGGACUCAGAAACCGUGCAGAAUCCUGUGAUAAGCAGGUUGAGUUUGACAUCAACAGCAUGAGAGAUAAUAAUUUAGAUGGGUGGAUAGUCUAUGAAAAUGUUGUUGCUCAGAAAAAAAAGAAAAAAAGACAGAAAGCCAGCAGUUCAGGUAAGUUUAAUUCUAGUAGCUGGCUUUCGUUUCUUUCUCUUUUUCAGGCACAGUGGCUGAAUCUAAACAUCUUUCGGGCGUGACUUUAGUUUGCUUCUUUGUCCAGUUUUUCACUUAUGUUGUGUGCUUUUCCUUUCUCCAAAUAGGGUAGAAAAGAGGAAAAGAAAAAAAAAAAAAGAAAGGGGGGAGAGAGAGAGAGAGAGCAUAUGUUUUACACAGGCAAUGAACUCCUGCAUUAUCUUGAAAUUUUUUUUUUAUUUGGACUUUGUUAAUGCUUUCCUAACUCCUUGGAAAGGUUCUAGUGUGAUAGUAUCAAAAGGGGAGGGCUGUCAUGUUCUUGAUGCAUCCUUUAGUGGAAUGGUUGAGAUGUGUAUUUUGUACAAACAAAACUCAGGUUCAAGGUGUAGUUUGGCUAA